Molecule: messenger RNA, 1323 nt
Organism: Eimeria acervulina
Lineage: Eukaryota; Apicomplexa; Conoidasida; Eucoccidiorida; Eimeriidae
Product: 56 kDa gametocyte antigen, related
Exons: 1
Coding region: 1-1323 (440 amino acids)
Source: RefSeq, a predicted model, not a curated record
AUGGAAACCUACGAACCAAGCGGGGCUCCCACCCCAACCCCUACCCCUGCUGCUGAAGGCAGCUCUUCUAGCACCUCUACUGCAGCUCCUGAUGCUGCGCAACAGUGGUUCGAGGGCUUUAGCCGCGCUGUGCAGAAGCAGCUGCAGGUGCAGGAGAGUCUCAUGCGGCAGCUGAUGACGGACAUUCAGGAGUACCUCACCGAUGCCCUCGGCUGGAACGAGAAUGGCUCCUCUGCUUUAGAAAGAGUUAAUGCAAUGUUGGAGAUGAUCAGUAGCCGCAUGGCUAUUACCCGCGAGGCAGCAACCGAUAUGGUUUCGACUGCAGAAGCAGAAGAACAGGCGGCCCGAGAAGCCUCUCGUAAGGUCAUGAGAGAAGUCAGGGUUCAAGACAUCGUAGUAGACGCACUUUGGGCCUCUCUGCGGGGUGUACAGGCAUCUGCCUGGAUGGGCGGCAUUGGAGGACAUGUUGAAGAGGCCGAUGUCUUCAAUGCAGCUAACAGAGCAGCAGAAGAAUUCCUCGCUCGAAUGUACCACAACCUCAGAGCUGCAGGAAUCGCAGAAGAAGACAUCGUCAAGUAUGUGCCUAAGACUGUAAUAGAGGAAACCAUCAGCAGCAGUCCUACACGCAACAUGGGCAGUAAGAGCAGAGGGUACAGCUACUACAACUACGGUUACAGAUAUCCUCAUUACACCUAUGGCUAUGCACACCCCUAUCCUACCUUUUACAGCUACCCUACUGUAGCUUACCCCCGUUAUACAUAUAACUACAGCUGGGGGUACCCAAUGCAAUCCUCUUUUGGCUGGAGCAGCCCUAGGUUCUUCAGCAGCAGCUGCAGCACCUGCAACGAGUGCAGCAGCAGACUCCCCCUCCCAGGCGAGCCUCUCAUGCACGAGGUUGAACCCAUUCACCACCGCAGGCUAGGCGAAGAGGGGCCCAUGAUGAUGGGGGGGGUUCCCUUUGGGUACAACUCACAUAUGAUGCCAACCCCACAAGCCUACCCUAACAAUUACAACUCAUACUACAACUACAACUACAACAGCUUUCCUCCUACUAUGAACUCUCGUUACAACACAAUGCCAUUUGCUGCAAACAACGCUAACUACCCUCAGCAACAGGGCCCAACAUCAGCAGCAGCAGCAGCAGCAGCGCAGCAGCAACCCCUAGGACGCAUGGGCUCUCUUGGCUCUCCUUACGGGUAUGCCGUCACUCCUAACAGCGGCUAUCAACAAACAACCUUUAGAAACCUCGGAGUCUGGGAGGGACCAGAAAUGAUCAAUGAACCCUUCGUGCCUUUCGUUCCUUUCGGGAUGGUUGAACCGUGA